UUUAUUAAUGCCCGCCGUCGCAUUGUCCAGCCGAUGAUUGAUCAGAGCAAUCGAGCCGGUCGCUCACCAGUGGUAAACGUGUUCAAGUCCAGACGUCGGAAAUCGAGUGGUCAGAGCCCCGGGCCGUCGCCUAGCAACGUAGGCAAGUUACACAUUGCUGACAUGGCAAAUUAUUACAGACCGUUGAACGCCUACAGUCCGGACAGCUCGAUGGCACCGUACAUGACGAAUGCCGGUGCCGACCUCUACGCCAGAGCGGGUAUGCUUCCGGGCACCGGUCUGAACCCGCACAACCCGUACGGUGGUAUGACGGCCCAUUCGCAGCUGGGUCCUGCAGGGACGAUUCCUGGUCAGGCAAUGCUGAUUCCCGGUCACCCCCACGCGAUGAUGAUGGCCCAUCACGCCGCGUCGGCCGUCUAUCCCCAUCAAACGGCUCAGGCUUGGGGUCAUAUCGACCCAACGCUAGCCCUGAAUCCGCACGCCAUGAUGGACGCUUCGAUUUAA
Soboliphyme baturini is the source of this 504-nucleotide messenger RNA. NCBI's taxonomy places the organism in Eukaryota, Metazoa, Nematoda, Enoplea, Dioctophymatida, Soboliphymatidae. The record is from the annotation of a GenBank genome assembly.